Messenger RNA from Jaculus jaculus (lesser Egyptian jerboa), 2181 nucleotides. RefSeq names its product otopetrin 1 (gene Otop1). The record is from RefSeq and is a predicted model, not a curated record. NCBI's taxonomy places the organism in Eukaryota, Metazoa, Chordata, Mammalia, Rodentia, Dipodidae. The coding region runs from base 1 to 1791 and encodes 596 amino acids. Gene Ontology annotation, cellular component: membrane. Gene Ontology annotation, molecular function: proton channel activity. The transcript is spliced from 6 exons. Gene Ontology annotation, biological process: inner ear morphogenesis; proton transmembrane transport.
AUGCCCGAGGGCCCCGCCGCGCCCGCCUCGCCCCGAGCACCCGCGGCGGCCUCGCCGUCGACUCGGCCCCCGGCGCUGGGGUCCCCCCGGGCGGCCGGCCCGCGGCGGGGCGCCGGCGUCCCGCAGAAGCUGGCCGAGACCCUGAGCAGCCAGUACGGGCUGAACGUGUUCGUGGCGGGGCUGCUGCUGCUGCUGGCCUGGGCCGUGCACGCGGCGGGCGUGGGCAAGCGCGACCUGCUGUGCCUGCUCACGGCGCUCAUGCUGCUGCAGCUGCUCUGGAUGCUGUGGUACGUGGGCCGCAGCUACGCGCAGCGCCGCCUCAUCCGCCCCAAGGACACGCACGCCGGGGCGCGCUGGCUCCGCGGUAGCAUCACACUGUUUGCAGUCAUGACCAUCAUCCUGGGUUGCUUCAAAAUUGGAUACUUCAUUGGAUUUUCAGAGUGUUUGUCAGCCACGGAGGGAGUUUUCCCGGUCACUCAUGCAGUGCACACACUGUUGCAGGUAUAUUUUCUUUGGGGCCAUGCAAAGGAUAUUAUCCUGUCUUUCAAAACACUGGAAAGGUUCGGGGGGAUCCACUCAGUGUUCACGAACCUGCUGCUGUGGGCCAACAGCGUCCUGAACGAGUCCAAGCACCAGCUGAAUGAGCACAAGGAGCGGCUUGUCACGCUGGGCUUCGGCAACAUCAGCACAGCUCUGGAUGACCACACGCCACAGUGUAACUGUACGCCGCAGGCCCUCUGCUCAGCCAUCUCCCACGGGAUCUAUUACCUGUACCCCUUCAACAUCGAGUACCAGAUUCUGGCCUCCACCAUGCUUUACGUGCUCUGGAAGAACAUCGGGCGCAGAGUGGACAGCACGCGGAGGCCAAAGAUGCAGUGCAGGCUCGAUGGGGUUCUGGUGGGUUCCACGCUGGGUCUGACCGCGCUGGCCGCCACCAUAGCAGUAGUGGCUGUGUAUUUGAUCCACAUUGGGCGCUCCAAGUCCAAGAGUGAGUCAGCCCUCAUCAUGUUCUAUCUGUAUGCCAUCACCCUGCUGCUGCUUAUGGGGGCCGCUGGGCUAGUGGGAAGCUGGAUCUACAGGGAUGACGAAAAGUCGUUGGAUGAAUCUAAAAACCCAGCCCGCAAACUGGAUGCCGACCUCUUGGUGGCCACAGCCUCAGGCUCCUGGCUCCUCUCCUGGGGCUCCAUCUUGGCCAUUGCCUGUGCUGAGACUCGGCCGUCCUACACUUGGUACAACCUACCCUACUCAUUCCUGGUCAUUGUGGAGAAGUACGUCCAGAACCUCUUCAUCAUUGAGUCUGUUCACCGCGAGCCGGAAGGGAUCCCUGAGGACAUCCGCACUUUGAGGGUGGUCACCGUCUGCAGUGGGGAGGUUGCUGUACUGGCUGCUUCCUGCCUGGGGAGCCAAGGGGUUGCUGGGGACAUGGAUUCCAGGGGUGGGGAUGGGCCACCUGUCAUCAAUGGGAAUAUGUGUCUACAACAAGGCUGUGGCCAAGAAGACCAGGAGGCUGGCUGGGAAGGGGCCAGGGGCCUAGGCCGCCUUCCUUGCUUCCUGCAGGGUAAUGCCAAGAGGAAAGUUCUCAGGAAUAUUACAGCCUUUCUGUUCCUCUGCAACAUUUCGCUUUGGAUCCCUCCUGCCUUUGGCUGCCGCCCUGAAUAUGACAACGGAUUGGAAGAAAUUGUCUUUGGCUUUGAACCCUGGAUAAUUGUGGUCAACUUGGCCAUGCCCUUUUCUAUUUUCUACCGGAUGCACGCAGCUGCCUCCCUCUUUGAGGUCUAUUGUAAGAUUUAGCCUGGAUUCACAUGAAUGGAGAAGGAGCCACGAACAAGGGAGCUCAGGAAACCACCUGGGAAGAGCCAGGCCAGGCAAAUAUUGCCUGACAAAUGAAGCAAGGGUGCCUUUUGUCUAUUCCAUUGUGUUCCUGUGGGUGGGAAUUAUCCAUCACUCUGGCUGAAGGCAAAUGGCUCAAAUGAAUAGAGUGGCAGAAAUCUCUCCUUGACUGUCAGUCAUCCCAUCCUAAUAAAAUCCAAAUUAUUUGUGAUCUCUUUCUAGCUGAGAUUUUAGAAGAGUGUGAUCUGAAGUUGAGAACAAAUUACCCACUUUUUAUAGAGAGAAGCCUUUUCUGUUUAUGUAACUACAUACCACCACCUUUUCCUGAUCAACUGCACAUAAAUCACUUAU